This is a messenger RNA of Cyclocybe aegerita, 1071 nucleotides long. Lineage: Eukaryota; Fungi; Basidiomycota; Agaricomycetes; Agaricales; Hemipholiotaceae. The record is from the annotation of a GenBank genome assembly.
AUGGUUGAUCUCGGGGAUUCGAGGACAAGGGUGUUGACGAAAGGUGCUACUUCAACUUGGGUUAAGAAGGGCGUCACAACCUUGGAACCCAUGGAUGCUGAAACCAACAUCCUCGUUUCUCUCAACCUUGCGUAUGGAUUCAGGCCUUCCCCUACCGCCCAACUCAAGCACCCGACCUCCAGAGUUGACCGAGACAAGGUUCUAAUUCGCCAGUUCAUUUCAUGCCUCAUCGACAGCUCUUUGGGAUUGCCAGCACCCUGCGACGACCUCAACGCAACGUCGGACCAGCCUUUGGCGACAACCUUCUCAUUCGACACUGUGGAACGUGUCAACGAGGACCUAUAUGUGUUCAAGCUACCUCCUUCUCCCUCUUGCAAAUGGGUCAUCGGUGUUGAUCACCCUACGAUCGUUCUUUACAUCUGCCGACUGGUCGCCUCCGCUCCGAAUACACAUACGGUGCUGACGAUCGCCUCCCACCUACUUGAGCACCACAUACCCUUCCGUACCCUCCUACAGGCCUCCUUGGAGCCCGAACGGCUCGAUCUCCCAUACGCAGAUGACGCCAUCCAUUUCGACAACCACCAAUUCACGAUGGCAGAGUUUGACAGCGCUAUGCUUGAGUGCCGGAGGAUCGCAAGGGAAUUCGGUAGCAAGGAGUCUGGGUUGCAAGGACCAUCCAUCAAGGUCACAGCGCAUCAUUCAGGGUACUUCGUCCCUUCUAAAUGCGAUGGGUAUUUCUACUGGGACGAUGACCUCACUGGUGAGGAGAUUGCAUGUUUGUGCGGGACGUACUGCCUCUAUACAGGGCGUGGCGAGCAGAAAACAACGGUCUCGUGGUUCCCUCCCCCGGAUAUCUGGGAGAAGCAGGGCUAUGGCUGGCCAGGAUGGACAGAAUUCGACGAGGGGUUUUUCCAGCAGUGGAUGGCAGACAUUCGCGAGGGUAAGGCCAAACCCCUGUCGCGUCAAGAUUGGGGGCGCAAGGUUCACGGCAUCAAGAACACGAGGAUGAUGCUUAAGAACAACAGGGAACGGGCAAAGGCGUACGUGGAGUUGAACAUUCGUGCUAUGUAG